UCACCAAAAGCCAGUUCAGAGGACCGGGGAGGAGGAGGCGGAGGCGGACAGCUGAGAAUCCCUGGCUGACUCCGGUAGCGGAUUCACGAAGCAGGUGACGGACGGCGGGGAGUGAACACAAACACAGCAGCGUCAUUAGACGUUAUGUCCGCUUUCAAAAAAGAUCUUACAUCUGGUCCACGAGUAUCUUUGGGUUUUCCAAACGCUUUGUUUUGUCGGGAGGGAUUCUGGUGUCCACCGGGCGAUGUCAGCGGCCACGGCCACUGCGCGGGUGAUGAGAGACCGGCUGCUGCAGGCCAUCGACGGCCAGAACAACAUACGCAACAUGAUGGUGGUUGUGGAAGUGAUUUCCAGUUUGGAGAAAUACUCUAUCACCAAAGAAGUACUAGAGGAGACACGCCUUGGGAAGCUGGUGAAUGACAUCCGGAAAAAAACCAAGAACGAGGAUCUUGCAAAAAGAGCCAAGAAGCUCCUUCGGACCUGGCAGAAGCUGAUCGACCCGGGUCAGGGUGACUUGGUCCCCAAAGAACUCACUGGUGCAUCUUGGCCUUCCAAAGGCAGCAUUCACUCCUGCUCCUCUCCUCCAGCUUUGAGCAAAACAGGCUCAGAGUUAAAGGCCAGAAGUGACUUCAACAACUACUCUCCAAAUCCUGAACCGAUAAGCAACAGGAAACGUAGAUGUGACAAGAAAGAGGGUCAAACAAAGAAACCCAAAGUCGCUCAUGAUGAUGCAAAACAGCAGCCAUCUCAUGGACUCGGUGGGAGUUUUAAAAUUCCUGCAAAUACUAAUGCACACCAACCAUCAGACAGGGAUACGUCUAAAUAUCUGGACAAUAGUAAGUCAAAUAAAGUUCCUAUUCACGCUGUCAAACCUCAUCCAAGUGCCAGCAACCCUCCUAACACGCUUAUGCAACGGCAGGUUAGAAGGGAUAAGCAUCAACCUAGAAGCCCUGGUUGUCCGUUGCAACAUCCUGAGAGCCUAAAGCAAGAAGCUGUACUAAAAAAACCACAAAGUAGUGGAAAUCCAGGUGUGAUGGAGGAAUCUGCUCAGUCGUUUAAUGUUCACACAAACCUCUCAGGGUCUGCAAAUCUGGGGUUUCAAAGCAGGACUUCAAGUUUGGAUGAUGAGACUAUUAUUAAUGAUGCUGUGAACAAGAAAAGAGAAAAAUACAAGGCUAAAGAUCAUGUUGUGAACCUGAAUGGCCCAAUUACAGAAGACAAAAGCAAACCAGCGAGGAUAAAAGACAGAAGGAUCACAUUUGAUCCAUCAACAGGACAAAUUAAAUUCACUUGCCCUAAGGAGUCUUCAGAAGAGCAGGAAGUCUCUGAACUCCUGCUGAAGCUGAGUCAACCCAUUCCUCCCAGUCCCUUCCAACAGACGGACUGGAAAGAACUGUCAAGGAGCGAAAUAAUCCAGUCAUACCUCACCCAGCAGAGCAACAUCCUGUCGUCUGGUGCACACACACCUGGAGCCAACCUUUUCAUGUCGGAGGUUUGCAAAAGAGCGGAUCACCAGAAGAGGAAUACCACAGAAACGUCCAUACUGGUAUCAGACCAUCAUGUCAAAGAGUUACCUGGAGUUGGCAGAGAAAUCAGCAGUGAAGACCUGAACCGAUUACAGAGACGGCGUUGGUCCGGAGUUAACGGGUGUUACGACACCAAGGGGAACUGGUACGACUGGACGGAGUGCAUCUCUGUGGAUCCACAUGGAGACGAGAGCAGACUAAACAUUUUGCCCUACGUCUGUCUGGACUGAAACGCUGUUCAGCUUGGAAGUAAAUCAAUUGAUCAAGUCUACGAGAUGAGAAAUUUUAGGAAAAUGAUACCUUAUUUGUGCUGGAUGUUUGGUCCAUUCAGCUUUUGUUUUGUAUUUAAAUUUAGUAAAAUUUUCUUGUUGGCAUUUCAUAACCGUAUUAUGAAAAUUUACAAGACACAUUUUCAGAAAUCAUUAACGACACACAAAUACUUUAAAACUUAAUUAGUCCAAAAUUAAUAUGCUGUUGUAUUUAGGACUGUUUCAUUUGCAACUGUACAGCUUUAAUUAAGAGUUUUUACCGCAUUUUUGACCACCUGAAUAUAGUUCAAGCAAAUUCCCAACACUCAGCUGAUGUACAUUUUCACAAAUAAAUUACAAUAUUUUUUUUAAAUGGAAAACGUUUGAUACAACACAAAGUAUUUGUCCUUUAUUAUUCAUGUUUUACUUGCUUUCAAUUUCUUUUUUAUUGUAAGUAGGACCUUAACUAUCCACCGAGUUGUUAUAGAAGCUAAGUGAGUUCAAGUGAUUUAGAAGAAAAAGACUCAUAAAUAUAAUAAAAAUAUAUAUAAUCUUUGCAUGUAUAUAAGUUUGUGAACUGCAGAUACUUUCAACUUGACAAUUUCGACCUGUGGAGCAGGUCGAAAUUGAGGUUUGAAACAAGUCGAGAGCCUGGACACCAGCCUAAGUGAUCAUAUCUCAAUUGCUUGCUCUGCAUGGAAAUGACCUCAAAACCCUGUCAUUAUUAUCUGCAGUUGAAAUUUGCAUGCAUUAUAUACAGUCUACCAUUUUUUCCUUCCUUCCUGACAUUAAAUGAAACUAAACCUUCCAUUUUUUCAGGUAAGUUAAGAUCCGUGUUUUUUCCAUUUCCUGAAAGCAAGAAUAACGAUUAUAUUUAUUAACAUAAGCAUGAGAUUGUUGUGCUUUUAAUAAAAUUGUAGAAGCCC
Messenger RNA from Poecilia latipinna (sailfin molly), 2700 nucleotides. Its product is annotated as mediator of RNA polymerase II transcription subunit 26. The transcript is spliced from 3 exons. Gene Ontology annotation, cellular component: core mediator complex; nucleus; mediator complex. The record is from RefSeq and is a predicted model, not a curated record. Gene Ontology annotation, molecular function: transcription coregulator activity. NCBI's taxonomy places the organism in Eukaryota, Metazoa, Chordata, Actinopteri, Cyprinodontiformes, Poeciliidae. Gene Ontology annotation, biological process: regulation of transcription by RNA polymerase II; positive regulation of gene expression. The coding region runs from base 245 to 1756 and encodes 503 amino acids.